AUGACUGCCCGCUCCGCAUCGACCCUCUCACCAGUCUCACCUCCAGUCUCGACUGCUCUUGCCUCAGACUCGUUCCAGCUGCUCUCGACAGCAGACAAGGCUGGUGCAGCAGAAGAUGCCCUGUUCCAGCAGCAAGUCCAGGAUGUGAAGUCAUGGUGGGCAACAGACAGAUACAAGGACAUAAAGAGGCCAUACUCCGCAGAGGAUGUAGUGAGCAAGCGAGGUACACUGCAGCAGUCAUAUCCCAGCUCAAUCACUGCUCGCAAGCUAUGGAAUCUCAUUCAAGAACGUGGCUCUCAAGGCCAACCCAUCCAUGUCAUGGGCACCAUCGACCCUGUACAAAUGACACAGCAAGCACCACAUCAAGAGCUGCUUUACGUCUCGGGAUGGACGUGCUCAUCUCUGCUCACCACAACCAACGAAGUCUCCCCUGAUUUUGGCGACUAUCCAUACAACACGGUCCCGAACGCCGUUCAGAGACUGUUCAAAGCCCAGUCAAUGCAUGACCGCAAGCAAUUCGAUGCGCGAAGGAAGAUGUCCGCAGAUGAGCGCGCCAAUACGCCAUAUGUUGAUUACAUCAGGCCGAUCGUCGCCGAUGGCGAUACGGGCCAUGGUGGUCUGUCAGCUGUGUUGAAGCUGGCAAAGCUUUUUGCUGAGAAUGGUGCUGCGGCGGUGCAUUUCGAGGACCAGCUUCAUGGUGGCAAAAAAUGUGGCCAUCUGGCUGGCAAGGUCCUCGUUCCGAUUGGUGACCACAUCAACCGUUUGGUGGCUGCUCGAUUUCAGUGGGAUAUGAUGGGGUCCGAAAACCUAGUCUUCGCUCGAACAGACGCCGAGAGUGGUAAGCUCAUAAGCAGUGUCGUCGAUGUCCGUGACCACGAAUAUGUCUUGGGCGUCACAGAGGAAACGGAGCCGUUGUCAGAAGUCCUGCAACAAAUGGAGCUCGAUGGAGCUUCUGGCGCCCAAAUCGACAAGUUCGAGGCAAAGUGGGUGAAGGACCACAAGCUAGUGUCCUUCGAUGAAGCUGUAGAAGCUCACAUCAAGUCAGAAGGUGGCGAUGCCGCUGAAUAUCUCGCCCAGACCACCAAAGACCGAAACAUGUCGCUGACAAAGCGUCGCACUCUGUCCGCCAAGUACACGAAGAAGCCUGUGGUAUGGUCCUGCGAUAUCCCCCGAACACGUGAGGGUCAUUAUCACUAUCGAGCAGGCAUUGCAGCCGCCACCAAACGCGCGAUGGAAUACGCUCCCUACGCCGAGCUUCUCUGGGUGGAGACUGGUCGUCCGCUCGUCGAACAAGCCGCCGCCUUCUCCGCAGAGAUUCGUGCUGUUCAUCCCAAUAAGGGCUUCGUGUAUAACCUGAGCCCAUCCUUCAAUUGGAAGAAGGAAGGCUACGAUGACAAAGCCUUGAAGAGCUUCAUCUGGGACCUCGCGAAGCACAAGUUCAUUGUCCAGCUUGUCUCCGUGGCUGGUCUGCACACGCAAGCCACCAUUACCACAGAACUGGCACGCAGGUACAAAGAAGAGGGAAUGCUGGCUUAUGUCGACAUGAUCCAGAACAAAGAGCGUGAGCUCAAUAUUGAUGUGCUCACUCACCAGAAAUGGAGUGGUGCUCCUUACAUGGAUGGUGUGCUUGGUGCCAUUCAGAGUGGCAGCAGUGGUAGCAAGAGUAUGGGUGAGGGCAACACAGAGGAUGACUUCUAG
Cyphellophora attinorum is the source of this 1698-nucleotide messenger RNA. Its product is annotated as Methylisocitrate lyase, mitochondrial. Gene Ontology annotation, cellular component: mitochondrial matrix. The coding region runs from base 1 to 1698 and encodes 565 amino acids. NCBI's taxonomy places the organism in Eukaryota, Fungi, Ascomycota, Eurotiomycetes, Chaetothyriales, Cyphellophoraceae. The record is from RefSeq and is a predicted model, not a curated record. The transcript has a single exon. Gene Ontology annotation, molecular function: methylisocitrate lyase activity; isocitrate lyase activity.